Linepithema humile (Argentine ant) is the source of this 1745-nucleotide messenger RNA. RefSeq lists its product as uncharacterized. Lineage: Eukaryota; Metazoa; Arthropoda; Insecta; Hymenoptera; Formicidae. Gene Ontology annotation, molecular function: protein binding. The record is from RefSeq and is a predicted model, not a curated record.
UUCCGCGUCCGUCGGUCUUAUCCAGCGCGCGCUAUCCAUCCGGUUCAGGUGUGCACGGCUCGAAAAGAUACCGGAAGGACCAGGGAGAAAUUCGCACCUGUUACAUCCGAGAAGAAUACUCGCGACAGACGGCUGUCACCGCGGGGAAGUACACGGAGGGACGUCGCGACGCCGAAGUCGUCACGACGGCGUAACAGAUUCCCAUAAGCCAAUCAAGACGAAACUUUUUCGUAAACGCGGACCAUCGGGUUAAGGGUGCCCUCGAGAUGCGGUGAUGGCUUUGUUGUAUAGGUUCGCGCAGCUGCACGAUCGCAGUGGCACGCGGGUCUUCUCCUUCGUCGUCACUAGGACCGUCGUGCGCGAUCCUGAGAGGGACGUCACGAGCAAGGAACUAGUAUGCGGCUUCCAACGAUGGGCCGUCGCUUUCUCACGCGGGGAAAAGGUCCUGGGCGUGUACCUGGUAUGGCGUGGCGCAUCAAGAAACCUCCGCGUUUACGUGGACUUUACGUUCACGCUGCUAAAUCGGGAACAUUUCUCCAUGAACGAGAGCUUCUCCGGGAAGCGCGUCAAGUUCACUUACGAGGCACCGGCCCAGGGCAACCGCAGCUACAUCGCCGUGUCGGAUCUCUACAGCCGUAACUUCGCCGACACGAACGGCGAGUUUCAGUUGGAGUUGUCCAUGGCGAACGUACGGACGGUCUACAUGACCGAGGUCAAAAUGCCAACAUCGGUACUCGGCCAGGCGAAACCGAGCAAGCUGGAGACCGAUUACUUCGCUUUCGGUGGUUUCGACUGGAACUUGGUUAUUUAUCCAUACGGUAAAGAGACGGAUAGCACUCGCGGUCAGGACGGUCGCGUGAGCGUCUAUUUGAUGAGACUAUCGGGCUUCGAUCACCGGUGCAGAGUGAGGUACAGUUUAGCUCUCGGCGAGGGCGAUCGGCGGAUCGACUCUGGACAAAUCGAAGACCUCUCCGACGCCGAGGGCUGCGGCUUCGGAUGGCACACGCGAGUCAAAUGGUCCGAUAUCGCGCAUAAGGGCAUACUUCGCGUCUCGCUGGAGAUGCUGGAAGCGAGGACCAUCUGCGAGGUCGCGGUGCAGGCGCUGGGCCCGUCGGUCCUACCAGCCGCGCCCUGCUACGACCGCGACAAGCAGGCUUGGGCUAUCCGCGCCGAUCUUAACUCCGACACGGUCAGACUGCACUUGGUGUACAAAGACAUCCACAAUGUGCCGAGGAAUCAUUUAAGGUACGUCAGUUGGUCGGCGUACUUGCUGAGGGGCGAGGGACCAAACGUCGCGGCGAUUGGACUGCCCGGCGAACCGUUCAGCCGCUACUAUGUUCAGGAGUCCGUCGACGAGGGUAUCAUCAUGGAGACUAGCGUGGAUAUGAACGAGGUUAAGGAGAAUCACUGUCCGUAUCUUACGGAUAAAGGUCAAUUACGGAUCCGGCUGGAAUGGCACGAGAGCCACCUGCUCUUCCAAGCAACCUACCACAAGUACGACGACGUGUGUCGCGUGCACAAUCAGCAGAUGCGACGUGAGAUCAUGUCGCUGCAGGCGGAGAAUUACAGUCUCGAGCGACAGUUGUUCAGCUAUCAGAAGAGCCUGGCGUACGCACAGGCGCAGCAGCAGCAACAGCAGACACAUCCGAAUCAGCAACAUUCGGUGGGCCAUCAGGGCCAUCUGGAGCGAUCGGCGUCCAGCGACACCGAAUACGCCUGACAAGUGGAACUCGAGUUACCAGCGU